AUGUCCUAUUACGACAUAGAUGCGAUACUUACUGAUGCUGAAAAAGUUCCUUGUAAAUUCGAGCUCGAGGUACCCGAACUCGGUUAUCUCGACAACAACCCUUCACAACCGUUAAAGACUGGCACCUCGGUCGGUCUGCCGUUAUGGCUUGCCGAACAUCUUGCUCUCACGAGUAGGUCGCCAAGCAGUUCAGAAGAAAAUUCAAGUUCGUUUGUCUCCCUCGAUCUCCCUUCUUCGCUAUCCAAUGAGGUUAUGUCUGCCUUAAAAGCCGAUCCCCGAGCCGUACCCCUCCGCGACCAAUCCCAGAAUUUCUACGGCCUCGGAACCCGUAUGCUCGACGUCUUCGAAGAAGGGGAGAUAUGCGCAAUCCUCCGGAGGACCUUCGUUACGAGAGCCACUGAUAUCGCCCUCCAUGCUAGGAAAGCUGGCGCUACCGAGGAUAUGGGCGUCGGCACUGGUGAAGAAUUCUUGAGAGGGCUAGAAGAAUGGGAGAGGAAGCUGUUUAGAAAAGCUCAUGAGGGUACCAAAGGUACUAAGGAAUGGAUGGAACGCGUUAAGAAGCAUUGA
Molecule: messenger RNA, 567 nt
Organism: Daldinia childiae
Lineage: Eukaryota; Fungi; Ascomycota; Sordariomycetes; Xylariales; Hypoxylaceae
Product: DNA replication complex GINS protein psf3
Exons: 2
Coding region: 1-567 (188 amino acids)
Biological process (GO): mitotic DNA replication initiation
Cellular component (GO): GINS complex
Source: RefSeq, a predicted model, not a curated record